AUGGCCUCCCCGGCUCUCCCUACCCCGUCGCCGUCUGAGCCAGCAGCAGCAUCGUCGCCGCACGCCAUCGCUCCCGCUGGGGUGCUGCGCCUGGAGCGCUUCCUGGAGUCCGUCCUCAAGCAGAACCUCGAUGCUGUCCUGUCGCAGCGCGAUGAGCUAUACGCGACCGUUGCGCAGUGUGCCCAGCUGCGGUGGUUGAUGGAUGACAUGCAGGCUCUCUCCCGCUACCAUUCUUUCAUUGAGGCAUCCACUGCCGCCGAAGCGGCGGCAGCCGUGCCGCUCUCUGCGUCUUCGCCUGCAGCUAACGGGGCAGCCAACGGAUCGCCGCCACUGAUGAGCAAGCGUGCGCAGGCGGAUGCCUACAAGCCGCCUCAGAAAAACAAAAUCUUGGUUGACCUCGGCCACCACUUCUACACGCCGGGCGUCGUCAAAGACUCAGGCAUUGUGUACAUGAACAUCGGAUGUGGUGUUGUGAUGCCCAUGUCCCUUGAUGAGGCUCGCGAGUUCCUGCGGAAGAAGGAGUCGGUGGUGCGUCGGAUGAUCCUGAACAAGUCCAAGGAGGUGCUGAGGAUCAAGUACCGCAUCCGGCUGGUGACGGAGGCCAUCGCACGGCUGAACGAGCGACAUAUUGGACUAUAA
Leishmania braziliensis MHOM/BR/75/M2904 is the source of this 639-nucleotide messenger RNA. RefSeq lists its product as hypothetical. NCBI's taxonomy places the organism in Eukaryota, Euglenozoa, Kinetoplastea, Trypanosomatida, Trypanosomatidae. The transcript has a single exon. The record is from RefSeq and is a predicted model, not a curated record. The coding region runs from base 1 to 639 and encodes 212 amino acids.